Molecule: messenger RNA, 1734 nt
Organism: Penicillium subrubescens
Lineage: Eukaryota; Fungi; Ascomycota; Eurotiomycetes; Eurotiales; Aspergillaceae
Product: folic acid synthesis protein
Exons: 5
Coding region: 1-1734 (577 amino acids)
Biological process (GO): tetrahydrofolate biosynthetic process
Cellular component (GO): mitochondrial envelope
Molecular function (GO): dihydropteroate synthase activity; 2-amino-4-hydroxy-6-hydroxymethyldihydropteridine diphosphokinase activity
Source: RefSeq, a predicted model, not a curated record
AUGAGCUCCGUGGCUCUGCGCCUUCGAGGAGCUCCCGUAUACGCUGGUACUCGUGGCAUUUCGCAUUCAUGGCGACCAUUGCGAUCGGCUAGCAGCUUCCCGUUAUUGCUGGGGUCUCUGGACGCGUCGAGGCAUUACACUCGGCCAUUGAAUGGGUCUUGUAUAAACAGAUAUAGCUCAAUUUCCCCGGUGAGCUCAAGGCCAAUUUCCAUGGGGAAUCCAGUGCCUGUUUCUCACGGCUCUGAAAAUGUCAGAUCGAAGUGUAUGACCCCGCUGCCACACUUUAAAGCGUUCGCGAGGAGAUUUUCGAGCGGAACAGAGCCGCGCAUGGACUCCAACAUGCACUCGGUCCAGGGUGGAUCUCAAGUUCACCGCGCCUUUAUCGCGCUGGGGAGUAAUGUGGGAGAUCGGGUGGAAAUGAUUGAAAAGGCUUGUCUCGAGUUGGACAGGGCCAAUAUCAAAGUUAGGAGGACUAGCUCGCUUUUUGAGACGACUCCGAUGUAUGUGUUGGAACAGGAUACAUUUAUCAAUGGAGUCUGCGAGGUUGAAACCACUCUCGGGCCGAUGGAGCUUCUGGAUACACUUCAAUCUAUCGAGAAUGCGCUGGGCCGAAAGAAGUUGAUCGACAAAGGCCCACGUUCAAUUGAUCUGGACAUCCUACUAUACGACCAAGAGAUAUUCUCACACGAACGCCUCGAUGUCCCACACAAGCUCAUGCUAGAGCGAGACUUUGUCCUCCGGCCACUCUGCCAAUUAAUCCCUCACGAACGACCUCCUCAACCAGGCAAGAACACACAAACAUACAGCGAAUAUCUCAAAGCACUCCCACCACCAGAGCCAACACCUCACUCAACAACACCAAUCUCUUCAACCUUCCCAUCCCUACACGCCACGGAUCCCACCCGCAACACCCACGUCAUGGCAAUCCUCAACCUCACCCCAGACUCCUUCUCUGACGGAGGCACCCACUCCCCAUCCGACUUCACCCAACUCACCGAAACAGUCCGCAAAUUCAUCGCCUCCGGCGCAACAAUCAUCGAUAUCGGCGGUGAAAGCACCCGACCCGGCUCAACCCCCGUCGGCGCAGAUGAAGAAAUAGCCCGCGUCGUGCCCGCAAUCACCCACAUCCGCACCUCCAUCCCGGAAGCAGCCAACAUCGCCAUUAGCAUUGACACCUACCGCGCCCGCGUUGUGGAAGCAGCCUGCGCCGCCGGCGCAGAUAUCAUCAACGAUAUCUCCGCCGGCCUGCUAGACCCGGAAAUGCUCCCCACCGCCGCGCGCAUUGGCAAAUCCAUCAUCCUGAUGCACAUGCGCGGUACACCGCAAACCAUGACCAAAUUAACCGAGUAUCCCGGCGGAGUCAUCCCCGAAGUAGCCACCGAGCUACGCGGACGCAUCGCCGCCGCCGAAGAAGCAGGUAUCCGGCGUUGGCGGAUUAUCCUCGACCCGGGAUUGGGCUUUGCGAAGAACCAGCCGCAUGAUCUUGAGAUAUUACGGGAUCUGGAUCGAUUGAGACAGGUUGAAGGGCUGGAGUGUUUCCCUUGGUUAAUGGGACCGAGUCGAAAGAGGUUCGUUGGUCAUAUUACUGGUGUGAAGACGCCGAAGGAACGUGUUUGGGGCACGGCUGCGACUGUUUCCGCUAGUGUUGCCGGUGGAGCCGAUAUUGUGCGUGUGCAUGAUGUGCAUGAGAUGUGGCAGGUGACCAAGGUUGCUGAUGCGAUUUAUCGUGUUUGA